Penicillium griseofulvum is the source of this 1884-nucleotide messenger RNA. Its product is annotated as MDR family MFS transporter. Gene Ontology annotation, molecular function: transmembrane transporter activity. NCBI's taxonomy places the organism in Eukaryota, Fungi, Ascomycota, Eurotiomycetes, Eurotiales, Aspergillaceae. The transcript has 4 exons. The coding region runs from base 1 to 1884 and encodes 627 amino acids. The record is from RefSeq and is a predicted model, not a curated record. Gene Ontology annotation, biological process: transmembrane transport.
AUGGGCUUCCUCGAUGCCUUCAAGGCCAAAUCCCCCAAGGUAGAUGUACCUGGAGACAAUACCGAACACAAACCCGAACACAAAAACGUGGCACCUAAGCAUGACACCCAUUCACAGUCCGAUCAAACUUCAAAGCCCUCCAGUGAAAAAGAGAGCACACUAGUCGAUGAGCCUUUACGAAAUUCGAGCGCCAAUGAUGAUACCGACAAAGAGCUUGCGAGUACUCAGACACCUGUUCACAAUGCGGAAAUGAAUGGAGACUCCACCCAGGAGCUGGCCCCCAAGGGGACAUUCGACAAGCCAACAGAAGAAGAGAAAAAAGAGGACAGCGACGCCGAGACACCGGUGGAAGAGGAAGAGUAUCCAAACGCAUGGAGGUUGACUCUGAUCAGCAUUGCUCUCUGUCUAUGCGUCUUCUGCGUGGCAUUGGACAACACCAUUAUUGCAACGGCAAUUCCCAAAAUCACUGAUCAAUUUAAUUCACUCGAAGACGUCGGCUGGUACGGAAGUUCAUAUCUCCUGACAACAUGCGCCGUUUCCCUACUUUUCGGCAAACUCUACACAUUCUACUCGAUCAAGUGGAUAUAUCUCAUCGCACUCUGCAUCUUCGAGGUCGGUUCUCUCGUCUGCGCGGUCACUCCCACCUCGGUCGGACUCAUCUGCGGACGAGCCAUCGCUGGACUCGGAGCGGCUGGUCUUUUCUCGGGCUCUAUCCUCAUCAUCAGCAAGAGUGUACCCCUGGUCAAGCGACCUAUGUACACGGGUUGCAUUGGUGCAAUGUUUGGUAUUGCCAAUGUAGCCGGCCCUCUUAUGGGAGGCGCAUUCACUGACCACCUCACUUGGCGUUGGUGUUUCUAUAUUAACCUGCCUUUGGGAGGAGUGACUUUCCUCUCCGUGUUGUUUUUCUUCCAAACGCCCAAGGCCAUCCUGAAGAAAAACACCUUGAAGGAACAGCUCAAGGAGCUGGACCUGAUUGGUUCGUUCUUUUUCCUGCCCGCUAUCAUCAGCUUGUUGCUUGCACUGCAAUGGGGCGGCACCAAGUAUGCGUGGCGCAGCGGGCACAUUAUCGGUCUGUUCGUGGUCUUUGGCGUUCUCGGUCUCAUCUUCAUUGGCGUGCAGAUCUGGUCCGGAGACCGCGCAACUGUCCCGCCGCGUCUGAUCAAGAACCGUAACGUUUGGGGCUCAGCAUGGUAUGCCCUUGCUCUUGGUGCUUCUUUCUUCAUCUUCACAUUUUACCUCCCAAUCUGGUUCCAAUCAAUCAAGGGUGCAACCGCUUUGAAAUCCGGCAUCAUGAACCUGCCCAUGAUCAUCGCCGUUGUGGUUAUCUCCAUCAUGGCCGGAGGCCUCGUCACAGCUUGUGGAUACUACACCCCGUUCAUGAUCGCCUCGGCCGUUAUCUUGACCAUCGGCGCAGGACUCCUAACAACCCUAGAGAUAGACUCAAACCACUCCAAGUGGAUCGGCUACCAGGCACUCUUCGGUAUUGGUCUAGGUCUGGGCAUGCAGCAGCCUAUGAUCGUCGCCCAGACUGCCCUCAAGCCCGCAGAUGUACCCAGUGGCACUGCGAUCGUCUUGUUUGGCCAGACUCUUGGUGGCGCUAUCUUCGUCUCCGUCGCGCAGAACGUCUUCCAGAAUCAGCUUUUGCACAACUUGGCUCACUAUGCGCCCGACGAGGAUGCUGCGAAGCUCAUGGCUGCUGGAGCUACUAUGCUCCGCACUAUCGUUAGUGGCGAGGCCCUGCACCGUGUCCUGGUUGCCUAUAACGCUGCUAUUAUGCAGACGUUCUACGUCGCUGUUGCUAUGGGCGCAUUGUCGCUCAUUGGACCUAUCUUCGUUGAGUGGUUGUCUGUGAAGGGUAAGAAGGUCGAGAUAGCCCCUGUUUGA